AUGAGUUACAAGGAAAUCUGGUUUGGAGAUGCACUUUUCGAUGAAGCUGCUACAAUUAUACAUCAUUUUGCCUUUUAUGAAAAUCCAACAUUUUUUAAAUAUCCCAACGUAGCAUCGGGAUUUGCUAUUAGCAUAACAUUACUUCGGAAAUUGUCGGAGCGAUGGACAGAUAAUAAAUUAUUAAGUUCCAAUUUCAACAUUGAUAGCGGUUACGAAUUGGCGCGUGUAGUGUGGAACGACGGCAAUGGCCCGAUGUUACAACACGAAAAUUCAUUAUGUAGUAGAAGUUUCGAUGAAAAACCAGUAAGUCAAUUGUGCAUCUCGUUUCCGAGCCCUAUUCCAACCUGUUUUCAUAAAGACAGAGUUCCUAUUGUUCAACAAACUUGGGGUAGACAUAUUCCAAUUAUCAAGUUUUUUAGUGAUACAGAAGAUAAAUCAAUUCCAACGAUAGAUUUAGGUGUACCUAAUAGUGAAACUGGACACUGUAUGAAAACCAUAGCAAUAUUAAAAUAUGUAUUGGAAGAUAUUAAAAAUAAUAACUCCAUAAAAUGGAUUGUAGUUGCUGAUGACGACACCAUACUUGGAGUUAACAAUCUUGAACGUCUACUUUCAUGUUACGAUUCAUCCGAGAAAAUUUGCUUAGGCGAGAGAUAUGGCUACGAACUCCGAGAUCCUGGAGGAUAUAAUUAUAUAACAGGUGGAGGUGGCAUGGUAUUCAGCAGACCACUUUUAAUAGAACUGGUGAAAAGAUGCUCAUGCCCGUCUUUAAAUACGCCAGAUGAUAUGUAUUUGGGAAUAUGUAUGGCUAGAAUGAAUGUUGCAGUCACACAUUCUCCAGCGUUUCAUCAGGCGAGGCCACAAGACUAUAGUCCUAGGUUUUUAGAAACAUAUCGACCAGUUUCUUUUCACAAGCAUUACAUGAUUGAUCCAGUGAAUGUAUAUAAACAAUGGUUUGAAUCCUCGGAUAUAACGAAUAUAAACAAAUUAAAUGAAACAAAAAUUAAAGUACACAACGAACUCAUUUCAAGCGAUAUUAAAGAAAUGGUUGAUGAUGACACGUUUGGAUUAUUAUUACAAGAAAUAAUGAUUAAAACUUUACAACCAUAUAAGUGUGUGAUGAUUUUUACAGACGAUAUGUAUUCAGAUUUGUUUGAUAUGCCAUGGUUUAAGAGAUUUGGCAAUGUUAUAUCCUUUAUAAUAAUAAAAGUAAACGAAUAUGAUGACUUAUACGCCCCUGAGCCUGAAGUCCAAGAAAGCUUGUUGAUAGCUAAGCAGGGCGGAUGUCAGUUAUACAUAUUUUUAAUUUCCAAUGGACUACAAAUGAGAAGACUCCUUAGAUUUUGUGAUAGGUAUCGCGCUCUAUCAACAUUAGCCAAAUUUGUUCUGCUUUUCGAUCACCGCUUAUUUGACAAAGAACUUCUGUAUCUCUGGAAAAGAAUAAUAAAUGUAGUUUUUAUAAAAAAGCACGAAGGCAGAAGUACUACUAAUCCAGAACAUAAUUUUGCUUGGUUUGAAAUUACAACUGUUCCAUUUCCCGCUCCCGUUGGUAACAUUCUUAUUCCUAGAAGACUUGAUAUUUGGGCUAAAUCCAAAUUUCGUAAAGGUUUUGACUUAUUUAAAGAUAAAACUUUGGACUUACAAAAUCAAACUUUAAAUGUUGUUGUGUUUUCUCAUAUACCAGGGGUACAAAAAAUUAAUACCAGCCAUACUCUAAGGGCAGUGUAUAGUAAAACAGAAUUAAAUGAAACUUCAAGUUUUGCAGGGACUGAGAUAGAAAUUUUACAAACAAUUUCCAAAUGGAUGAACUUCAAUGUAGAAGUUUAUGAACCUCCAAAUAUAGAAAGGGAACUUUGGGGACGACCUCUAAUUGGAGGAAUCUAUACCGGUGUUAUAGGCGAAGUUGUAAGUACUAGAGCAGAUAUUGCUCUUGGAGAUUUAUAUUAUACACCGUAUUUACUUAACUUAAUGGAUCUGACGGUUCCCUAUAAUACAGAGUGUUUAACAUUUAUUACACCAGAAGCUCUAACAGACAAUUCUUGGAAAACAUUGAUACUACCGUUCAGUCCUAUAAUGUGGGCUGGAGUACUAGUAUCACUAUUAAUAACAAUCAUAAGUUUUUACUAUCUGGCUCAUUUUCACGUCAAUACAAGUCAACAGGUCGCCAACGACAUAGAUUCCCAAACACCAUUUCAAAAGUCGAAAAAAGUAAUAACGCUUUCUUUACACCCAGCUUUGGAGAAAAUGGAUGCAAACACUAAGUAUAUUUUAAUGAAAGAAAAAUAUCAAGUAAUUAGAAGAGAAGGAGAGCCAAUUGGAUUGUAUCAAUUUAGCGAACCAGUAAAUAGCGCUCUCUAUACUUUUAGCAUGCUACUUCUGGUUUCUUUACCUAAACUACCCACAGGAUGGUCUUUAAGGGUAUUAACUGGGUGGUAUUGGUUGUACUGUUUACUUGUGGUUACUGCAUAUAGAGCUAGUAUGACUGCUAUCUUAGCCAGACCUUCAUUGAAAGUAAAAAUAGAUACAGUGGAUGAACUGGUCGAAAGUCGGUUGACUUAUGGUGGCUGGGGCGAAAUAAAUAAGGAAUUCUUUAAAAAAUCCACUGACCCGUCACUGGAAAUAAUCUCGAAAAAUUUUAUAACAGUGAAUGAUUCAGAAGAUGCCGUAGACAGAGUAGCAGAGGCGUCGUUCGCUUUUUACGAAAAUACAUAUUUCUUAAAAGAAGCUUUAGUAAAGCGACAACAAAGAUAUCAAAAUAUGUUUAGUUCUUCUGACAAUUUGACAACCAAUUCUAUUUUAAGAGCAUUUGAUCAUCGGCGUAGCUAG
This is a messenger RNA of Diabrotica balteata, 2823 nucleotides long. The record is from the annotation of a GenBank genome assembly. Lineage: Eukaryota; Metazoa; Arthropoda; Insecta; Coleoptera; Chrysomelidae.